Molecule: messenger RNA, 1052 nt
Organism: Triplophysa dalaica
Lineage: Eukaryota; Metazoa; Chordata; Actinopteri; Cypriniformes; Nemacheilidae
Gene: rpl7l1
Product: ribosomal protein L7-like 1
Exons: 6
Coding region: 59-802 (247 amino acids)
Biological process (GO): maturation of LSU-rRNA from tricistronic rRNA transcript (SSU-rRNA, 5.8S rRNA, LSU-rRNA)
Cellular component (GO): cytosolic large ribosomal subunit
Molecular function (GO): structural constituent of ribosome; RNA binding
Source: RefSeq, a predicted model, not a curated record
CAAUAAAGACGAGUAAAGCGUCAUAUGCGUGCGACAGGACAUCGUCACAGCAAACGCGAUGGCUGAACCUGGAAGUGGGAGAGUAAUCAAGCUCGUUCCUGAGAACCUUCUCAAGAAACGCAAAGCCUAUCAGGCCAUCAAAGCAAAUCAAGCUAAACUUGCAUUACAGCAGAAAAGAAAAGUACAAAAGGGAAUUCCAAUAAAGUUUAAGCGCUUGGAAGAUGUUCUUAAAAACAGCAAAAAGCGUCAGCGAGAUGAGACUCGACUGGCAAGGCUACAAAAACGACCUCCGCCUGCCAUGCCACCAGCUAAGCAACAACUGGCAUUUGCUGUCCGCAUCAAAGAGAUCAAAGGUAUUAGCCCCAAAGUGAGGGAGGUCAUUCAGAUGCUGAGGUUGAGGAAGAUCUUCAGUGGAACCUUUGUCAAAGUCAGCAAGACGUCUAUAAAAAUGCUUAAGACUGUGGAGCCCUAUGUUGCGUGGGGGUUUCCCAACUUGAAAUCUGUCCGGGAGCUCAUCCUGAAAAGGGGACAAGGAAAGGUUAAUAAGAAAAAAGUUCCUCUUACCGACAAUACACUAAUUGAGAAACAUCUGGGCGAGCAUGGGAUCAUCUGUUUGGAGGACCUUAUUCAUGAACUUUACUGUGCUGGAAAAUCCUUCAGGGUUGUAAAUAACUUCUUGUGGCCAUUUAAUCUGUCAGUACCUCGGCAUGCUGCUAGAGACCAAGUUGGCUUAAUGAAAGAUGUUGGAAACCCCGGACCCAGAGCUGAAGACAUAAACACAGUUAUCAGAAAACUUAACUGAUCUAUAAAAAACUCUUGGUUUGGACUUCUUUUCGAUGCUUCUCUUUGGAAAAUCCUAUUGGGUUUAUGCCGGACUGUGUUGUGAUGGUUACUCUACCAGUGUUCUCAAUCCAAAAGGAGUCUUUCUAUGUGCUGUUUUAACUGAACGUUCAGUUAAAGCAUGGGUUUCCCUCAAAAUAAAUUACAUGUUCAAAUGUAAUUAUUCAAUACUAUGUUGUUCAAUAUUUUUAUUAAAGAAUGAAAAUUCCAAA